AUGUACUUGCCCUCACCUGGUAGACAUCAUGUUUUCCUUCCGGUUCACACCUCGCUGUUUGCUGGCGCUGCACACCAGCCGCUUACUAAUGCGCUCUUGAAUGAUGCGCUUAACGACGCACUAAUCGCUGAUCGAUCCUUCUUGUGUCGCCAUGUACCUGGGGAUCAGAAAGGGGAAAUUAAAGAGGGUAAGCCCCGCUCCCUCAGAUUCACUUGGAAUAUGAGAACCACCAGCUCCAUGGAGCCCUGCGACAUCAUGAGGGAGAUCCGCAAGGUGCUCGACGCCAACAACUGCGACUACGAACAGCAAGAGAGUUUCCUGCUCCUCUGCGUCCAUGGCGACGGGCGGGCCGAGAACCUGGUCCAGUGGGAGAUGGAGGUCUGCAAGCUACCCCGUCUCUCCCUGAACAGCGUCCGCUUCAAAAGGAUAUCCGGGUCGUCCAUCGCUUUCAAGAACAUUGCUUCCAAAAUAGCCAAAGACUUAAAACUAUGAACAAAAGGACUUAAAAGAUAAGUUUAAAAAAAUCUAAAUCAAAUCUAUAUUCAGAGUUAUUUAAGCUGUACAAUCAUCCAAGUAGCAGUUUCCAAAUGUCUCCUUUUUGUCCCCUGGGGCAACCGGGUUCCCGCGGGCACCGUGUUGGUGACCCCUGUUUUGGAUCAAUAAAGUAUUUUUGAAUUGAA
Xiphophorus couchianus (Monterrey platyfish) is the source of this 680-nucleotide messenger RNA. Its product is annotated as MAP/microtubule affinity-regulating kinase 3-like. The coding region runs from base 1 to 492 and encodes 163 amino acids. The record is from RefSeq and is a predicted model, not a curated record. NCBI's taxonomy places the organism in Eukaryota, Metazoa, Chordata, Actinopteri, Cyprinodontiformes, Poeciliidae. The transcript has 2 exons.